This is a messenger RNA of Rhineura floridana, 8291 nucleotides long. RefSeq names its product nestin (gene NES). Gene Ontology annotation, molecular function: intermediate filament binding; CCR5 chemokine receptor binding. Gene Ontology annotation, biological process: positive regulation of intermediate filament depolymerization. NCBI's taxonomy places the organism in Eukaryota, Metazoa, Chordata, Lepidosauria, Squamata, Rhineuridae. The record is from RefSeq and is a predicted model, not a curated record. The transcript is spliced from 4 exons. The coding region runs from base 82 to 5328 and encodes 1748 amino acids. Gene Ontology annotation, cellular component: intermediate filament.
CGCCCCGGCGACGCUGUCUGCUGCCCAGGACCGGCACUCGCACUCGCUCCCCGCCCGGCGCACCCAGGCUCUCGGAGCGCCAUGGAGGUUUUACUGGGCAGCUCGCCGCGUCCCUUGGCCGAGGAGUCGCGCCAGAUGUGGGACCUCAACAAGCGCCUGGAAGCCUACCUGGCCCGCGUGAAGCGCCUGGAGGAGGAGAACGAGGGGCUGAAGGGCCAGCUCCAGGAGCUGCGGCGGGCCGGGCCGGCGGCGGACGCGGGCACGGCGGGCUCCUGGCGGGCCGGCUGUGAGAAGGAAGUGGCCGCCCUGCGGGCCGCCCUGGGCCAGGCCUCCCGGGAGAAGUGCUCGGCGGAGCUGGCCUGCGACGCCCUGCGCGAGGAAGCGCGGCGGGCGGCGGGCCGGUGCCAGAAGGAGCGGGCGGCCCGCGAAGAGGCCCGGCGGCUUCUCGCGCGCGGCCGGCAGGAGCUGGAGGAGGAGCGGCGCGCUCAGCUGUGGCUGCGGGAGAAGGCCGCCCAGGUGGAGCGGGAGCUGGAGGCGCUGGCCCAGAGCCACCGCCAGGAGGCGGCCGGGCUGGUGCGGGAGGCGGCGGCGGCGGCCACCGGCUCCUCGGGGAAUCUGGAGCGCGCCCGGGCCGGGCCGCCGCCGCUGCCGGGAACCUGCGCCUUCCCGCCGGUGGAGGUGGAGGACUACGCCCAGCGGCUGGCCGGCAUCUGGCGGGGGGCGGUGGAGACCUACAAGGCGGAGGUCUGCCGGCUGGAGGCCGCCUUGGGCGAGGCCACGGAGGAGCUCUGGAAGGCCACCGACGGCACCCGCCAGAGCCGGCUCCGGCUGCAGCAGCUCGAGCAGGAGCUGUCCGGCCUGAAGGUCCGCAAGGAGGUCCUGGAGGAGAGCCUCGCCCAGCAGUGGCAGCAGCAGCAUGGCGAGGCCGGCGAGCUGCAGCUGGCCAUCCAGUCCCUGGAGGAAGAGAAGCAGUCCCUGCGGGCCCACAUCGCUCAGGUCCUGGAAGACCGGCAGCAGCUGAUGCACCUGAAGAUGCACCUCAGCCUGGAAGUGGCCACGUACAGGACCCUUCUGGAGGCUGAGAGUACACGGCUGCAGAUUCCAGCUACAGGCUUCCAGCUGGCCAACAGCCUCCGAGAUGGGAAACUGGAGUCAAGUCAUAGUGGCCUCCAAGGCUUGUCUCUCGACAGAGGGCACCUGGGCUCCCGAGAUCACCGGCCAGGCCCCUCCACCACCUUCCUGAUGGCAAACACAAAGCCUCAGCUGCCCAGGAACCAAAACGAGUCCUUCACAAUGAACCACGUUUCCUCUGUGCUCCCCAAGAGUAGCAGCCCGGUAGCCAGGGAGUUCCAGAAGGCCAAUAGCAUCCUCCAGUCCCAGCCCACAAAAGGGUUUGAUGCAGUGCUGCCUCCGAAGGAUGCCCCAGUUUCCCUUGACUCUGCUGCCUUUAAGGAGGGCCCAGCCCAGCAAAGCAAGGUGGUAUUGGCUACCCAAACUGAAACGAUUUUCCAGGCGCUCUUGCAUGAGUCGCCCCCGCCUUUCAACUCUGUUGUUCCUGCCAUCUUGGAAGAAUCCAACUCAGACACCGAGCAAAGAUUCCAGACGAAAGGAGAAAGCAGCAGUGGGUGUGCGACUGAAGUGGAAGCAAGAGAGGGGGGAGGACUCGGUGAGCAGGAGGAGGAGGGAGAUGGGAAGCAGCUCACCAAAGAACCACCAGGGGAGACCAGGCCCCAAAACGUGCCUUACCCCAGCCAGCUGGUCACAGAAGCUUUAGAGAUUGCACUCAAAGAAGUCAAUGGGGGAGACGUCCACCUCGAAACCAGCUUGCUCAAUGUGGAUGAAUCCCAAAACAGCCUUCCUUCCGAUGGCUCUCCCCCCAUGGAAGAGGAAAGUGAAACAGCUCCUCCUCUAAGCGACAAAUUGUUUGAGGAAGCCGCAGAGGAAGUGCACAAAGAGCAAGUGAGAAGCACUCAGCCAGUGACAGACCAAGGCUUUGAAGACUCUGCGGAGGUGAAUGGUGGCCACGAGGCCUGGGCUCAGGGUCACGAAGAAGAGGCAGAGGUUUGGGUGCCUCAGGAUGUGAAGCCCACCACUCUGCAAGAAACAGAAUUGCUUGAGAAAGAGAGGGAGGCCGGGGAAAUUGCAGGCGGCAUUCCAGCCACUGGGGGAAUCGAGAGCUACAGAGAAGCAAGACCUCUCAAAGAGAAUGAGGAUGAGGGCGACAAGGAGCCACCAACGUUAUGGCACAUGGAGCAGAGGGGCCAUGACUCAGAGGAGGCCUCUGCAUGCACAGAAGCAGCCUGUCCCCUGGGCAAAGACAUGCCUGCCGUUGGGAGGGAGGGCUGGGAUCCUGGCACCAGCCAUCACGAUGACCAUGCAGCUGCCACAGGAGGGGAUGUGGAAGAGGCAGGGGGAGGGGGAGAAGACCUGAAGGCGGUGCGCACCGAAGCCCUGCACCUGUCAGAGGACGAGGAAAGGAGGGACCUGUGGAGCCCUUCCAGGGAGAAUGAAGAUGAAGUCUUGCAGCAGGCAGAGGUGCUGGGAAAUGAGAGUCUGCAGGCAGAAGGGCUUGCCUCUGAAAAUGCACCACCAAUAACCCAUGACACUUUGCCUGCAGAAAGUUGCCAAGAGCGCCUCUUUCUUCAGGUUGAGCAGGAACAGCUUCAGGUGCCAGAAGGCCUGUUUGACCAGACAGAGUCUGCCUUGCUGGAGGAAGAAGUGAAGGAGGUGAUCCUGGAACCAGAGGCCUUCAGGGCGGAAGAGGCCAUCUCAGCAGAAGGAAAGUCAGUAAGGGAGGAAGCAGGCAACUUGGCAGAUGAGCCCAGGAUGGUGGAAAGCAGGGAUGCCAAGAGAAGCAAUGGAGGGGAGGCAGGAGAGGAUGUUUUUGGACCCACAGCUCUCCCCGAAGGAGAGAAUGGUUUAAGGAAUAAAGACACAACAGAGAAGGAAGGGGUCUCCGAGGUGGAGACGGUGGGCUCCCAAGAGGGCCCCUGCGAGGCAGAUGCUGCCUUGCAAUAUGAAGAUGUUCUGGGGCAAGAGGACUCUAGAGGAGGAGCUACAGAAGUGGUGGGAGCAACAUCUGAGGAACAACAGCUGACAGAGAAGAAGGUGGAUGGAGGAGGAGGAGGAGGAGAAGCAGAGGAGAUCCCAGUGGCUACUCCUGAGGCUAAUGGGGUCAUUCUGAAAGGGGAUUUGGCGAUGGGCCCAAAAGCAACAGAAGCCAACAGUGAGGAGAUAGCAGGCAUUUCACAGGUAGGAGAAAUGGCCAGCCACGUCGAUACAAAUAACUUGCAGGGUGAAGAGAGCCCUCAGGGGUCCCCUACAGCCAAACAGUUUGAGGAUGAUGCACAGACAGCAGCAGAUGAGCAAAUUGUUGCUGGAAUGGAAGAUGUUCUCCAAAGCCAGCAGGUAACACACCUUGGAGAGAGCCUGGCCCAUGGUGACGUUGACAAAGAGUUGGAGUCUUCCCCCGACGUGCAGAGUGGCAACAACCAGGGCAAUGCUGGCUACUGUCAGUCACAAAGUGAGUAUUUGGGUUCUGAGGAUUCCCUCGAGUCUUUAGACACCUCCCCAAAUGCCAGCUGUGAAAACAACAGCAUUGAGAAGGCCCUGGAAACCAGCAAGCAAAUUCUGCUGGAGGAAACAUUGCCAGAUCACACACCCUUGCAUAUGUAUGAUGGGCAGAUAACCGCUGCCUCUGGGGGGUCCCAGCAAACAUUUCCAGAGAGCCGAGAAACUGCAGACUUGCCUCUUUUGACCAAAGACAGUUCUGCCUCAUUAGAGGAUAUGGAGCAACCCACAGCGGAGGAAGGGGGUCUGAGCAGCUCCCUAACAGAAGAGGAAGAAGAGGGUGCAGAAGAGGGAAGAGGGUGCAGCACAGAGAUUGCCCCCGGCCAAGACUCAGAGGAGACCCCAGUGGCAAAAGAUUUAGAGGACACUAUGACGGAAACGUCAGAUCUCGUCAGAGAUUAUGAAAGCCUGCAUGCAUCAGGCCUUGGGGUGCCAAGGGAGGACGUGGAUACUGCAAAGGCUCUUGUGCAGUCUGAUGUGAGAUCUGGCAACAGGCCCACUGGGGAGACCUCCCAGCAAGGAGGUGUUGUGGAGGAAGAGCAUGAAUUUAUAGGGCGGCUCCACACGGAAGAACUUGGCACAGAUUUUGCUUCCGGCCCAGAAAAGGACAGUGUUUUCCAAGCAGAUCAGUUUGAUCCCAGCAACACUGAGGAAAGUGCCUUUGUGGAAGAGGAUGGCCCAUGGGAACUUGGCGACCAAGAAAAUGUAGACCCUGAAUUCACUCAUAAGGUUUCUCCUUUGACCAGCGUUGCUGACUUGGGAGAAAUUGUCUUGGAAGGAGAGGUGUCUCCAGAUGCCCAGGGAGGCCUUGCAGAGGCUGACAUUUUGGCGUACUGUGAGGAUGAAAGUUCCCCAUAUGCCCAUCAAAUCUCUGACCUAGAAACCUGUGGAAGGGAGGAGCCCACCCCACAGGAAGACUUGGCUGAGGUUGACCCAUGUGGAGAGGGUUUCCCAGAUCUUUCGCCAGAGGCAGCUGUGAGUAUUUCGACAGACAGCAUGAAAGAUGCUGAUAUCCUGGAAAUUGUAGAACAAGCCCUGGAGUUUAACCAAGAGUUGAUCAAGGCAGCUGAGCCGUGUGCUGUUGAGGCUGAACUGCUGGCAACAGGAGGAGAGGAACAUCCUUCCCAAGGAGAAGAGAAUCAAUGUGUACCAGUUGCAUUGUCUGAUGUCGAUGAAUCCCAGAGUUCCACGGAUGCUCCAGGAAUCUCCUCCCCCAGUGCCAAAGACCCAAAAGGAUCCAGUCACCUGUGGGUUGAAAGUAGUACAAAUGGGCUACAGCAAGACCCUAGCAUAGCAGAUUUCACUGAGGAGAUACUGAACGGCAUUGGGAUCCUCCAACCUGGCGAUAUGGAGUAUGAUGGUGGCAGCUCCGGUGAAGAAUUCGUGAAGACAGUUACUAUUGCCCAGCAGCUCCACAGAGAGGAGGUGGAUGAACUCUCCACAGCAGAGGUGGCAAACCAGAGUACACCUCAAACACUGCCCUAUGAAGAGACACCAAGAACUGAAGAAGUCAAUUCUGAAGUUCAUGAGAAGGCUUUGCUGGACUGCAGCAAAGGGUUGGAGGACCUGGAUCCUAGCGAGACCAUAUUUGCUGACAUAAUGCAGACUGCUUGUGUGAAAGGGGGGAAAGAUGCUGAUCCUCGAGCAAUUUCCAUCCCACCACAUUUUGGAGAUGAAGUUCUCCGCCUGGAGAAGAGCCAACACCUGAAGCUCUGGCCAGAAGAUGAGGAAGAACUGUGGUCUUCAGAAGACAACUGAAAAAUAUUGUAUCAUCCCAACAGCUAACUCUUGCUAGAGGCAAACAAGAUCACUAGUGGACAAUGGGGUCACUUUUUAAAAAACCUCCACCUUUCUUAUUUUAUUUUUCUAGAUACCAUCCUACCAUUUAAUUUUUUAAAACAUAGGCAGUCAAACUGACAAUCAAAACUUUGAUUAGAUAGGGUUUUUGUACCCCUUUUUCACUUUACAGUAGCAAUUUUUAAAUAGGACAACAGCAUGUUUAAGUGAGCAUUCAACUCCAGUGCCUUAUAGGGGAGUAGUAAAGAUAGCAUGAUAGCAGGGGGGGGGCUUUAAUAAUUUUAGGUCUUCAUAUUCCCCUUAAGUAUGCCCAUCUGUUUGGGAGAGCAAACAGUCAGAAGUCUCCGGAUGCCUGUGAGGAAAAUCUGUCAAUUAGUGCUGACCCAAUUUCCUUUAUGUUAACACCCAGGGCAUGGUACACGGGCACCCUAAAUCUCUGAACUCUCAGUCUACCCUAAGUUACAUUGCAAAAUAAUAAUAAUAAUAAUAAUACAUCCCAUUUUUAAUAUUUUGUGGCUGACACAGCAAUUUUUAAGGCUGCUGCAGAAGACCUAUCCCCAUGGAUCAAGGACUGCAUAAUUUGUUUUCCUUUUGCUCCUGUAGCCUAAACAAUACACAGUUGUGCACAGAUUGUCAUUAUCCUGGAUUAAUAGGAACACAAAAAAUGAUGGCAGCUACAGAUAUAUCCGGGUCUGUAGUGGGGCAUAGCCUUGCAGCAGAGGCAAAAGAGAGUCUGUGUGUCCCCAUUUCCCUAAUUGCAGCCAUUUCUUCAAGUCCCAUAACAGUUAAAGGAGGUGCUGAUAUUGACUAGACCAGCUAAGGAGUGGUUUCGGGUCUAGUCAAUUUCAUGCCUGAAGGAAAAGCAGGUAUGCCAGCCCCACAGGUUGGCUGUUUCUUCAGGGAGCACAAAAGGGAUAGAUCUGAACAGGGAGUUAUUGGGAUUUGGUCUCAGAGUGACUCUGGAGGAAGUCUGAUGAAAGACCACAGCAACAAUGUGAAUUAAUGAGUUUACUUUCCUUAUAUCUCCCUCUUAGCCUACUCUUCCUGCGAUUUUUCAGACCUCAUAAUCCACUACUUGUGUGUCUGUGUGUAUGUGUGUGUGUGUGCAUGUGACCACAUGCAUUUUUACUAUAACAACAACAUUGUGUAGCCCCCGCACAACAAUUCCAGGGGUUUUGUGUGUUUUGUUUUUAAGAGAGGGGGGGAAAGAUGUUUAAAUGCCUGGUACGCUGCUCCUAAAUAUUUCUGCUGGUGUACCUGUUGGGAAAGUGAGUUGAAAUGUCUGUCCUCGUGGCUUAGGACUUGACCCUCACUGCAAGUGCUGGGAAGACAGCCCACUGACCGGCAGGUUUCCCUGCUGAAGCUCCUGGGGACAGUGGGAACGAGGACUGCAGGGAGGAAGCCAGGGGAGACCUCACAGCUGCCAAGUGGCAUCCCGUGACACUCUGAGAAGUGCCUUCUGCAUGCCACAUGAGUCAAGGGCUGGCUGAUCUGUAACAAAAGCCUUUAGCAACUGCAGAGGCUCUUUCUCUCCCUGAGGUAGAGAUACCUGCAGCACGCUGUCCAAGCGCCUGCUCUCCAUGCUGAAGGCCCCAGGUUCAAUUCCUGAAGGCAUCUUUAGGUAGGGCUGGGAGAGACCCCUCCCUGAAACCCAUGAGAGCGGCUGCCAAUCAGUGCAGGCAAUGCGGACAGUCCAUCUGAGCUAGAGGAGCCAAGGGUCUGAGUGUAAGGCGGCUUCCUGUCUCCUGGCAUCCCUGCCGUCUGACAUGAUGCUGCGCUGGGAUCCAAUGGUUUAUGAGGCUGGGGUGGACCGCAGGACCGAGGGAUGGGCAGAGGACAGAGCUGGCCGAAGGCAUCCAGCUCUGCCAUGCGAGCAGAGAGAGGCGCACCCACCAUCCUCAGUGGCAUUGCAAAAGAUCCUGGGAAGCUCCUCUCGGGUCAAAUGGUGCUUCUUUCUUGGUGCCCCUCCAAAGACUGGUGCCAGACAAACCACCGUGGUUGGUGAUCUGGCCCAAAAGAGAGGCUUCAAAUGGGGGAAGUCAAAUUCCUCAGCUGGUUUGUCUCCACUACCAUUAGGGAGGGCCUUCCCCAACCAGGUGCCUUCCAGAUGUUGCUGGACAGACUACAACUAUCACCAUCAUCAUUGUCGUCGCUGAGCACUGGCUGUCCUAGCUGCUCAGGGCAACUGGUAGUCCAGUAACAUCUGUAGUGCACCAGGUUGGCUGUAGUGCAGCCACUUUGGGGCUCUAUUUGCCAUAUGGGCAUAGGGCUCAGUUUUCCUGUGCAUAGUUGGCGGAGCUCUUUUUCCACCUGUGAAAGGAAGGAGGAAAUAACUGUUCAUAAGAAGCAUUUUGUGGCUGCAAGAAGAAACUUUGGUGCGAAUUCAACAUCUAAGAAACAAAUCUGCAGCACUCUGGCCCCUUAAUUUCAAAUGCGAGGACCCAUAGGCAGGCCUUAUGAUGGAGAGUUUUGUCUUCUAACUGCAAGAAGCCAGCGUUGAAAUGUGGCUUUUCAGUUGCAAAAAUCUAGGCUGAGGACUGGAAACAAAAUGGAACUUGGGGCUUUGGGCAGCCAAAUGUGGGUUUUGCUGCAAAUAUGGCAAAUGUCUCCCAAGUGCAGAUUUUAUUGUGGUCUUUAGACCCUACUUUGAGGUUUGCGACAGGGGUGUUUGCCAUAGAACAGAGAAGGCAGAGUCACCCAAAUGGCAGGUGGUAGCUGGGGGGUGGGGUUGGUUGGUUUGAAAGCUGCAAGUUGUUGUGAAAGGAUAACAGGUGGAGGGUUUCAUUGUUUUCCUGAACUUGAUGUGUGGGACUUUAAAACUCUGCCGCAGUGCCUCCUGCCACAGUAGGAUGAACCACCUGAUGCCUGCAACUGUUUCUCUUUUAUAAGCUAAUAAAAGCCAUUCACUUCCCACCACGUACAAA